AAUAGGGGGUUGCAUGGAUAACAGAUCAGGGUGCUGCCAAACCGUGAUGAUUGUGAUGAUAGCUGCUCUUGCUAGUUUGCUUAUUCAUCCUGCGUAGACAAGGAAGAUUAUUUCCAUUGUCCACCAUAGCACCUGGGAUAUGGCAGGCACCUGGUAAAUAUCUCAAUGACUGUAAUAAGCUACACAUUCUGCAGAAGAGGAGUGAUCAUUCUUCCAUCACUUGUAAAUCUAGAGGUAUUUAGGCCUAUGCUGGCAAUGCCAUCAUUCUUUUAAAAUGAUACUUUGUGACAGAAACUCCGCAUUCUGUUUUGUGGAAGUGCUGAAGUUCCCAAUGCUUUCAAAUGCUGAAGCGUGAAAGGUACUUAAGACCUGUGUUUUCACUCUGCCUUCUUGGAAUCCUAUGAUCAUUAAUUACCUCUGUGUAUUUUUCUUUCCUCCCCCCCCCAAGCAAAAUGAAAGGAUUCCACAAUUUAAAGGAUGAAGGGAAGAUAACUGUUUACUUCAAUUGAGCAGAUAAGCAUGUCAAGCAAAUGAAGACGGAAAAACACAUAAUCAAGUGUGUGGUGGGGGAGUUCCCACUGUGGCACAGCAGCUUAGGAUCCCAAGUUGACUCUGAGGCAGUAGGGUUCCAUCCCAGGCCCGGCUCAGUGGGUUAAGGAUCCUACAUUGCCCAGAUCUGGCCUAGGACACAGCUGCCUCUUGGAUUCCAUUCCUGGCCGGGGAACUUCCAGAUGCCCCGGGUGGGGCCAAAAAAAGGAAAAAAAAAAAAAAAAGAGUAUAAGGGGGAAAAAAAGAGUAUAUUGGGAAACAUUGUAUUUAAUUAUUCACAGCAAUCAUAUUUAUCCUGUACUGUUACUAGUGAGAAAAUAAUGUCUUCAAAUAACCAGUGGUCGGCAGAUGAGGAUGAAGGCCAGUUAUCUCGAUUGAUCAGGAAAUCUAGAGACUCCCCCUUUGUCCCUGUAGGAAUAGCAGGCUUUGUGAGUGUGGUGUCCUAUGGUCUCUACAAGUUAAAAUACAGAAGAGAUCAGAACAUGUCCGUUCACCUUAUUCACAUGAGAGUUGCUGCCCACGGAUUUGCUGUAGGAGCUGUGACUCUAGGUGUUCUCUAUUCUAUGUAUAAGGAUUACAUUAGACCGCGAUUCUUCAAUGUGUCCAAAAAAUGA
This is a messenger RNA of Sus scrofa (pig), 1163 nucleotides long. RefSeq names its product HIG1 hypoxia inducible domain family member 1C (gene HIGD1C). Gene Ontology annotation, cellular component: mitochondrion. The record is from RefSeq and is a predicted model, not a curated record. Gene Ontology annotation, biological process: mitochondrial respirasome assembly. NCBI's taxonomy places the organism in Eukaryota, Metazoa, Chordata, Mammalia, Artiodactyla, Suidae.